This is a messenger RNA of Octodon degus (degu), 2814 nucleotides long. RefSeq names its product thyroid hormone receptor interactor 10 (gene Trip10). The transcript is spliced from 15 exons. The record is from RefSeq and is a predicted model, not a curated record. The coding region runs from base 85 to 1902 and encodes 605 amino acids. Lineage: Eukaryota; Metazoa; Chordata; Mammalia; Rodentia; Octodontidae. Gene Ontology annotation, molecular function: protein binding. Gene Ontology annotation, biological process: signal transduction.
GGCCGAGUCUUCCCGCGGAGGGUGGCAGGCGGCUGGGACCGGGCGCGGUGGCGGCAGCAGCGGCGGCCUGAGCGCGGGAGCAGCAUGGAUUGGGGCACUGAGUUGUGGGAUCAGUUCGAGGUGCUUGAGCGCCAUACGCAGUGGGGGCUGGACCUGUUGGACAGAUACGUGAAGUUUGUGAAAGAACGCACGGAGGUUGAACAGGCCUAUGCGAAGCAGCUGCGGAGCCUCGUGAAAAAAUACCUGCCCAAGAGACCUACCAAAGAUGACCCCGAAUCCAAGUUCAGCCAACAGCAAUCCUUCAUCCAGCUUCUACAGGAGGUGAACGAUUUUGCUGGCCAGCGGGAGCUGGUGGCUGAGAACCUCAGCGUCCGUGUGUGUCUGGAACUGGCCAAGUACUCCCAGGAGAUGAAGCAAGAGAGGAAGAUGCACUUCCAGGAAGGGCGGCGGGCCCAGCAGCAGCUGGAAAAUGGCUUCAAACAGCUGGAGAAUAGCAAGCGCAAGUUUGAGCGAGACUGCCGAGAGGCGGAGAAGGCAGCCCAGACUGCCGAGCGGUUGGACCAGGACAUCAAUGCCACCAAAGCUGACGUGGAGAAGGCCAAGCAGCAAGCACACCUUCGGAAUCACAUGGCAGAAGAAAGCAAGAACGAGUACGCAGCCCAGCUACAGCGCUUUAACCGAGACCAGGCCCACUUCUAUUUUUCACAGAUGCCCCAGAUAUUUGAUAAACUUCAGGACAUGGAUGAACGCCGGGCCACCCACUUAGGGGCCGGGUAUGGGCUUCUGUCGGAGGCCGAGCUGCAGGUGGUCCCCAUCAUCGCCAAGUGCUUGGAGGGCAUGAAGGUGGCUGCAGACGCCGUGGAUGCCAAGAACGACUCCCAGGUCCUCAUCGAGCUGCACAAGUCAGGCUUUGCCCGCCCGGGCGAUGUGGAAUUCGAAGACUUCAGCCAGCCCAUGAACCGAGCUCCCUCCGACAGCAGCCUGGGCACCCCAUCCGAUGGCCGCGCUGAGCUCCGGGGCUCAGGCCGGAUCCGUGCCAAGCGCUGGCCCUUUGGCAAAAAGAACAAGCCGCGCCCCCCAUCCCUCUCCCCCUUGGGGGGUCCCCUGCCCUCGGUAUUGCCUAAUGGACCCCCAUCCCCCCGCUCCGGCCGUGACCCCUUGGCCAUACUGAGUGAGAUCAGUAAGUCGGUCAAACCGCGGCUAGCGUCCUUCCGCAGCUUCCGAGCCGGCCGUGGGGCGGUGGUGACGGAGGAUUUUAGCCAUCUGCCCCCCGAGCAGCAGAGAAAGCGGCUUCAACAGCAGUUGGAAGAGCGGAAUCGGGAGCUCCAGAAGGAGGUGGAUCAGAGGGAAGCCUUAAAGAAGAUGAAGGAUGUGUAUGAGAAGACACCCCAGAUGGGGGACCCAGCCAGCUUGGAGCCCCAAAUCACAGAAACCCUGCGCAAUAUUGAACGGCUAAAGUUGGAAGUACAGAAGUAUGAGGCUUGGCUGGCUGAAGCUGAGAGUCGAGUCUUGAGCAACAGAGGGGACAGCCUAAACAGGCAAACCCGGCCUCCCGACCCCCCAGCCAGCGCUCCACCAGCCAGCAGUAGCAGCAGCAGCAGUAGCAAUAGCGGGUCACAGGAGAACAAGGAGAGUUCGGAAGAGCCCCCCUCAGAAGAGGCCCAGGACACCUCCAUCUACACAGAAUUUGAUGAAGAGUUUGAGGAGCCCACGUCCCCCAUAGGCCAGUGUGUGGCCAUCUACCACUUUGAAGGGUCCAGCGAGGGCACCAUCUCCAUGGCUGAGGGCGAAGACCUCAGUCUGAUGGAGGAAGACAAAGGCGACGGCUGGACCCGGGUUCGGCGGAAACAGGGAGGGGAGGGCUACGUGCCCACCUCCUACCUCCGAGUCACACUCCACUGAGCCUUGCCCAGGCAGAAGUAGGGGGCUGUCGGCUGCUGCUUCUGGGCCACGGGGGGCUCCAGGACUCAUGCACUUUAUUUCCGCCCCCCUUGGCUUCAGCUGAGACCUGUGUAACCUUGUGUCCCCCCCAUCCUACCUGCUACCCCCAGUGGACCCGCUGUGCCUCCAACGAUCGAUGUACAUACUCAGGUUUCAAAUCUUUUCCUGCCGCUUGGCUUGGACCGUUUUGUUUUAUAUAUAUAUUAAAAAAAAUUAUAUAAAGUUCCUGAACUUCUGUGCCUUCUCAGGAGUUUUAGAUACAGUAGUGGGGCGAGAUCCUCCAACAUUAUCCUCAGGAAUGAGGAAGGGGAAGUGGCCUUGGGUACACCUUAGGCAAGCCCUACCCUUUGGAGGAGUUGGCUUUGGCUUCAAGGGUGCUUGUUGGCAACUGACAGAGGAAGAAAACCUAACUUCAUUCUUACUAAGAACAGAUAGGACUUAUUGACCACCUACUGUGUGCCAAGUAUUCUCCACCCAUGAUGUGUUUUCCUUCCUGACAGUCCCUAGAAAAGUGUGACUUUUAUGUUGAAGACAGGCACAGAGAGGCCAAGGCAUCUGCUAGAAAUCACACAGCUUUUAAGAGACAGAGACAAAUUUGAACACUGAAUGUCCUAGCUGUGUGCACGCAUGAGUGCAAACAGUGAGGUGGUUCCCAUAAUACCUGAAUUAGUCUUUUAGUGGGAGGGAGAAGGAUGCUGCAGCCCCCUUUCUGGAAUCUCCAUUUUUAGGGGCAGAAUUUUUUUUUUUCCUAGUACUGGGGAUGGAACACGGGCCCUUAGUUCUGAGCUACAUUCGCAGGCCUUUUAUUUUUUAUUUUGAGGCAGGGUCUUUCAACUCUUUUUUUUUUUUUUUGCACGUCAGACUUGUAGUGAU